GCCCGCCCGCCCGCCCUCCCCUCGGCGGGUAAGAGGCGAGCCGUGGGAACGCCAUGGGGGAGACGGGCGCCGGACGAGGCGCGGGUCGCGCGCUGGGCGCCCUCCUCCCGCGCAGCGCACGCCGCCUCCCCGACGGCCGCCCGCGUCCCGCUGUGACCACCGCCGUGACCACCGCCGUGACCGCCGCCAUAGCCAUGAAGCGGGCGCACCCCGAGUACAGCUCCUCAGACAGCGAGGAGCUGGACGAGGCCAUCGAGGUGGAGAAGGAGAGCGCGGACGAGAAUGGGAACCUGAGCUCGGCGGCGGGCUCCAUGUCUCCCUCCACCACCUCGCAGAUCCUGGCCAGGAAGAGACGCCGAGGGAUCAUCGAGAAGCGCCGCCGCGAUCGCAUCAACAACAGCCUAUCCGAGCUGAGGAGGCUGGUGCCCAGCGCCUUUGAGAAGCAGGGAUCGGCCAAGCUGGAAAAAGCUGAGAUUCUGCAGAUGACUGUUGAUCACCUGAAAAUGCUGCAUACAGCAGGAGGGAAAGGUUAUUUUGAUGCUCAUGCUUUGGCUAUGGACUAUCGGAGUCUGGGCUUUCGAGAGUGCCUGGCUGAAGUUGCUCGAUACCUGAGCAUUAUAGAGGGUCUGGACGCCUCUGAUCCUCUGCGAGUUCGCCUCGUGUCUCAUCUCAACAACUAUGCCUCUCAGCGGGAAGCAGCAAGUACUGCACACACUGGCAUUGGACACAUUCCUUGGGGCAGUGCCUUUGGACAUCAUCCUCACUUAUCUCACCCAUUUCUGCUGGCUCAAAAUGGGCACGGUAAUACCAGUACUACAGCGUCUUCCGCAGAACCACAUCCCCAGACCAGAAUUGCUGCCCCCCAUGCUGAAACUUCCUCACUCAGAGUGCCCCCAAAUGGCAGCGUUGGACCAGUGCUCCCUGUGGUCACAUCUACUACCAAACUGUCUCCUCCUCUCCUCUCCUCCAUGGCAUCUCUGUCUGCGUUCCCUUUUUCGUUUGGCUCCUUCCAUCUGCUGUCCCCCAACGUGCUGAGCCCGUCUACACCAACGCAGUCAGGAGCCCUUAGCAAACCAUACAGACCAUGGGGGACUGAGAUUGGAGCCUUCUAAGAACUAACUCUUUAGUGAGGGUGGGGAAGCCUACAAGCCUAGCUGAGCUGGGUUAUGCUAUGGUUAAAGUUGAAGUUCUUAAUAACUGGGACAAAGGUACAGCUUCACCUUAACUAACUUUGUCUGAAAACUAGCUCUUUGGUUUUUUUCUUUUUUAUUCCCUACAUUUUUGUAUUAGCAAUUUUGUUAGGAUUUUUUUUUUUUUAAUGGUUGCUAAAGUUGUGCAAAAAUAAAAUUACAAUAGUGGUUGUUAACACUUGUGUUAGAUCUGUGCUGAGGAUUUAAAUCACUUUUGUAAACAGUUUGUUUCAAAUGUUUCAUUUUUCCUGAGUACAUCGGACUGCCUUUUUGUGAAGAUCUGUCACCUAGAAUUGUUAGCAGCAGCUUGUUCAUUUUCUCAAGACCACUCUUCUCAGUGCUAACGAGCUGUGGUUUUGUGUUUUGACAUUGAGAUGUUCUAUAAAGAAUUACUCUUUUUGUAAACUA
Molecule: messenger RNA, 1598 nt
Organism: Pezoporus flaviventris
Lineage: Eukaryota; Metazoa; Chordata; Aves; Psittaciformes; Psittacidae
Gene: HEY1
Product: hes related family bHLH transcription factor with YRPW motif 1
Exons: 5
Coding region: 54-1112 (352 amino acids)
Biological process (GO): circulatory system development; negative regulation of neuron differentiation; regulation of neurogenesis
Cellular component (GO): nucleus
Molecular function (GO): DNA-binding transcription factor activity, RNA polymerase II-specific; RNA polymerase II cis-regulatory region sequence-specific DNA binding; protein dimerization activity
Source: RefSeq, a predicted model, not a curated record